AUGAUGCCCCAGAAGAAGAAGAGGAGGAAAAAAGACAUCGACUUCCUGCGCCUGUAUGAAGAGGAGCUUCUGAACUAUGCUUCGGAGGAUGAUGAGGAUGAGCUGGAACAUGAAUACUACAAGGCUAAGGUGUAUGAGGUGGUCACAGCCACUGGGGAUGUUCGUGGUGCCGGGACAGAUGCCAAUGUCUUCAUCACGAUAUUUGGAGAGAAUGGGCUUUCUCCCAAGCUCCAUCUCACCAGCAAGAGUGAGUCUGCUUUUGAAAAAGCCAAUGUCGAUGUGUUCCGAGUCAGAACCAACAACGUGGGCCUCAUUUAUAAAAUCAGGAUCGAGCAUGACAACACAGGUUUGAAUGCCAGCUGGUAUCUGGACCGCGUGAUUGUGACUGACAUGAAGAGGCCUCAUCUCCGUUACUACUUCAACUGCAACAACUGGUUGAGCAAGGUGGAAGGUGACCGCCAGUGGUGCCGGGAUCUGCUGGCCAGCUUCAACCCCAUGGACAUGCCCAGAGGUAACAAGUAUGAAGUCAAGGUAUACACUGGUGAUGUGAUUGGUGCAGGGACAGAUGCUGACGUUGUCAUUAAUAUCUUUGGAGAGUAUGGAGACACAGGGGAGCGUAGGUUGGAGAGCGAAAAGGACAACUUUGAAAGGGGAGCUGAAGAUAAAUUCAUGCUGGAUGCCCCGGAUUUGGGGCAGUUGAUGAAGAUCAAUGUGGGCCACAACAACAAGGGGAAUUCUGCAGGUUGGUUCCUGUCCAAGAUUGUCAUUGAAGAUAUUGGGAACAAAAGGAAAUAUGACUUCCCCCUUAACCGUUGGCUGGCUUUGGAUGAAGAUGAUGGCAAAAUCCAAAGGGAUAUCUUAGUGGGCGGAGCUGAAACCUCAGCGAUCACCUAUAUUGUCACUGUCUUCACGGGGGAUAUCCGGGGAGCUGGGACCAAAUCCAAAAUCUACUUGGUUAUGUAUGGAGCCAGAGGGAAUAAGAACAGUGGGAAGAUCUUCUUGGAAGGAGGCGUGUUCGACCGAGGUCGUACUGAUAUCUUCCACAUUGAGCGGGCUGUCCUCCUCAGCCCCCUCAGUCGGGUGUCCAUUGGCCAUGGCAAUGUGGGCGUCAACAGAGGCUGGUACUGUGAGAAGGUGGUAAUCCUGUGCCCCUUCACUGGCAUCCAGCAGACCUUCCCCUGCAGCAACUGGCUGGAUGAGAAGAAAGCAGAUGGGCUGAUUGAGAGGCAGCUCUAUGAGAUGGUGUCUCUCAGGAAGAAGCAGCUGAAAAAAUUUCCUUGGUCGCUGUGGGUCUGGACGACUGACCUGAAGAAAGCUGGCACCAACUCACCCGUCUUUAUCCAGAUUUAUGGGCAGAAGGGGCGGACGGAUGAGAUUCUUCUGAAUCCCAACAACAAGUGGUUCAAACCAGGCAUCAUCGAGAAGUUUAAGAUUGAGCUCCCAGAUCUUGGCAGAUUUUAUAAGAUUCGGGCAUGGCAUGAUAGAAGGAAUCCUGGCUCUGGAUGGCAUUUAGAAAGGAUGACACUGAUGAAUACCCUGAACAAGGACAAAUAUAACUUCAAUUGCAAUCGCUGGCUGGAUGCCAAUGAGGAUGAUAAUGAGAUUGUGAGGGAAAUGACUGCAGAGGGUCCAACAGUGCGGAGGAUAAUGAGCAUGGCCCGGUACCGUGUGACCGUAUGCACAGGGGAGCUUGAAGGUGCAGGGACCGAUGCCAACGUCUAUCUCUGCCUUUACGGUGAUGUAGGGGACACGGGCGAGCGGCUGCUCUACAACUGCAGGAACAACACCAACCUGUUUGAGAAAGGCAAUGCCGAUGAGUUCACCAUCGAGUCGGUUACCGUGCGGAAGGUGAGGCGGGUGAGGGUCAGGCAUGAUGGUAAAAGCUCAAGCAGCGGCUGGUAUUUGGACCGGGUGCUGGUGAGAGAGGAAGGACAGCCGGAGAGCGACAAUGUGGAGUUUCCAUGUCUCAGGUGGCUGGACAAGGAUAAGGAUGAUGGGCAGCUGGUCCGAGAGUUGCUGCCCAGUGAUAGCAGUGCCACACUUAAGAACUUCCGCUAUCACAUCAGCGUGAAGACUGGAGACGUCUCCGGGGCCAGCACAGAUUCUAAGGUCUACAUCAAGCUCUAUGGGGAAAAAUCGGACACUAUCAAGCAAGUGCUUCUUGUCUCUGACAAUAACCUCAAAGACUAUUUCGAACGUGGCCGGGUGGAUGAGUUCACUCUUGAAACCCUGAACAUUGGAACUAUCAACCGGCUGGUGAUCGGGCAUGAUAGCACGGGCAUGCAUGCAGGUUGGUUCCUGGGCAGUGUUCAGGUCCGAGUGCCUCGCCAAGGCAAGCAGUACACCUUUCCUGCCAACCGCUGGCUGGACAAGAACCAGGCUGAUGGGCGUUUGGAGGUGGAGCUGUACCCCAGUGAGGUCGUCGAGAUCCAGAAAUUGGUUCACUACGAGGUCGAGAUUUGGACUGGGGAUCUUGGUGGUGCCAGCACCACUGCCCGGGUCUUCAUUCAGAUCUAUGGUGAGGAAGGCAAGACUGAAGUUCUCUUCCUCUCCAGCCGUUCCAAAGUUUUUGAUCGGGCAUCCAAGGACAUAUUCCAGCUGGAGGCAGCAGAUGUGGGUGAGAUCUACAAGAUCCGGCUGGGGCACACCGGUGAGGGCUUUGGGCCCAGCUGGUUCGUGGACACAGUGUGGCUGCGGCACCUGGUGGUGCGGGAGGAGGACCUCACACCCGAGGAGGAGGCCAGGAAGAAGAAAGAGAAAGACAAGCUGCGGCAGCUGCUCAAGAAGGAGCGUCUGAAGGCCAAGCUGCAGAGGAAGAAAAAGAAGAAAAAGAAAGGCAGUGACGAGGAGGAUGAGAGUGAGGAGGAGGAGGAGUCCUCCUCAGAGGAGUCUUCCUCUGAAGAGGAAGAGGAGGAGGAGACAGAAGAGGAGGAGGAAGAAGAGGAGUAUGGACCUGGGAUGCAGGCAGUAAUUGAACAGUACAAAUUUGAAGCCCAUCGUUGGCUGGCCCGGGGCAAGGAGGACAAUGAACUUGUCGUGGAGUUGGUGCCAGCAGGCCAGUCGGGCCCUGAGCCUAAUACUUAUGAAGUUCAAGUGAUCACAGGGAAUGUGCCUAAGGCGGGCACUGAUGCUAACGUCUACCUGACGAUCUACGGGGAGGAGUAUGGGGACACGGGAGAGCGGCCCCUGAAGAAGUCAGACAAGUCCAACAAGUUUGAGCAGGGGCAGACAGACACUUUCACCAUCUACGCCAUUGACCUGGGGGCUCUGACCAAGAUUCGGAUUCGCCAUGACAACACAGGUAGCAGACCUGGCUGGUUUCUAGACAGAAUAGACAUCACUGAUAUGAACAAUGAGAUCACGUACUACUUCCCGUGCCAGCGCUGGCUGGCAGUGGAGGAGGAUGAUGGCCAGCUAUCCAGAGAACUCUUGCCAGUGGAUGAGUCCUAUGUGCUGCCCAGUGAGGAUGAGGAGGGUGGGGGGCAUGGUGACAAUAACCCCCUGGACAACCUGGCGCUGGAGCAAAAAGAUAAGUCAACUACAUUCUCAGUGACCAUAAAGACUGGGGACAAGAAGAAUGCAGGCACAGAUGCCAAUGUCUUCAUCACACUCUUUGGCACACAAGAUGAUACUGGAAUGACCCUUCUAAAGUCCUCAAAGACCAACAGCGACAAAUUUGAGAGGGACAGCAUUGAUAUCUUCACAGUGGAGACGCUGGAUCUGGGAGACCUGUGGAGAGUUAGGAUCGGCCAUGACAACACAGGAAAGGCCCCAGGCUGGUUUGUAGACUGGGUAGAGGUGGAUGCUCCCUCUCUUGGAAAGUGCAUGACAUUUCCCUGUGGCCGCUGGCUGGCUAAGAAUGAAGAUGAUGGGACUAUUGUCAGAGACCUCUUCCACGCGGAGCUUCAGACAAGGCUGUACACACCAUUUGUUCCAUAUGAAAUCACCCUCUAUACCAGUGAUGUCUUCGCUGCUGGGACAGAUGCCAACAUCUUCAUCGUCAUCUAUGGCUGUGAUGCUGUGUGCACUAGGCAGAAGUUCCUUUGCACCAACAAGAGGGAGCAGAAGCUGUUCUUUGAAAGAAAGUCUGCCUCCCGCUUCAUUGUGGAGUUAGAGGAUGUGGGUGAAAUCAUCGAAAAAAUCCGGAUUGGCCAUGAUAAUACAGGUGUAAAUCCUGGAUGGCACUGUUCACACGUGGACAUCCGCAGGCUCCUCCCAGAUAAGGAAGGUACAGAGACCUUGACAUUCCCAUGUGAUCGAUGGCUUGCCACCUCAGAGGAUGAUAAGAAGACCAUUCGAGAGCUGGUCCCUUAUGAUAUCUUCACUGAGAAAUACAUGAAAGAUGGCUCCUUAAGGCAAGUCUACAAGGAAGUGGAGGAGCCUCUAGACAUUGUGCUGUAUUCAGUGCAGAUCUUCACAGGGAAUGUCCCUGGGGCAGGGACGGAUGCUAAGGUCUACAUCACUAUCUACGGAGACCUAGGGGACACCGGGGAGCGCUACCUUGGCAAGUCAGAGAACCGCAUCAACAAGUUUGAGAAAGGAACGGCUGACACCUUCAUCAUUGAAGCUGCUGAUCUGGGUGUCAUCUACAAAAUCAAACUCCGCCAUGACAACACCAAGUGGUGUGCAGACUGGUAUGUGGAGAAGGUGGAAAUCUGGAAUGACACCAAUGAGGAUGAGUUCCUGUUCCUCUGUGGGCGCUGGCUAUCUUUGAAGAAGGAGGAUGGUCGACUGGAGAGGCUCUUUUAUGAGAAGGAGUACACUGGGGACCGAAGUAGCAACUGCAGCAGCCCCGCUGACUUCUGGGAGAUUGCCCUGAGCUCCAAGAUGGCUGAUGUAGACAUUGCCACAGUGACAGGGCCCAUGGUUGACUACGUUCAAGAGGGCCCAGUUAUUCCCUACUAUGUGUCAGUUACCACUGGGAAGCACAAGGAUGCAGCCACCGACAGCCGAGCCUUCAUCUUACUCUUCGGGGAGGACGAUGAGCGCAGCAACCGCAUCUGGCUGGAUUACCCUCAAGGGAAGAGGGGCUUCAGCUGCGGCUCCGUGGAGGAGUUCUAUGUCGGAGGCUUAGAUGUGGGUGUCAUCAAGAAAAUAGAGCUGGGCCAUGAUGGAGCUUCCCCUGAGAGCUGCUGGCUGGUGGAAGAGCUGUGUUUGUCAGUGCCAACCCAAGGCACCAAGUAUACAUUGCGCUGUAACUGCUGGCUCGCCAAGGACCGAGGUGAUGGCGUAACCUCCCGUGUCUUUGACCUCCUGGAUGCCAUGGUGGUGAACAUUGGGGUAAAGGUGCUUUAUGAAAUGACAGUAUGGACAGGAGAUGUGGUUGGUGGGGGCACCGACUCCAACAUCUUCAUGACACUGUAUGGCAUCAAUGGGAGCACAGAAGAGGUGCAGCUGGACAAGAAGAAGGCCAGGUUUGAGAGGGAACAGAAUGACACCUUCAUCAUGGAGAUUCUGGACAUCGCUCCUUUCACCAAGAUGCGCAUCCGCAUUGAUGGCCUGGGCAGCAGGCCAGAGUGGUUCCUGGAGAGGAUCCUGCUGAAGAACAUGAAUACCGGAGACCUGACCAUGUUCUAUUAUGGAGACUGGCUGUCCCAGCGGAAGGGCAAGAAGACCCUGGUGUGUGAGAUGUGUGCUGUCAUCGAUGGGGAAGAGAUGAUGGAGUGGACAUCCUACACUGUCACAGUGAAGACCAGCAACAUCCUGGGAGCAGGCACCGAUGCUAACGUGAGCAUCAUCAUCUUCGGGGAGAAUGGGGACAGUGGGACCCUGGCUCUGAAGCAGUCAGCCAACUGGAACAAGUUUGAGCGGAACAACACAGAUACCUUCAACUUCUCUGAUAUGCUGAGCCUGGGCCACCUCUGCAAGCUGAGGGUCUGGCACGACAACAAAGGAAUAUUUCCCGGCUGGCACCUGAGCUAUGUUGAUGUGAAGGACAACUCCCGUGAUGAGACUUUUCGCUUCCAAUGUGACUGCUGGCUCUCCAAGAGCGAGGGUGACAGGCAGACAGUCCGAGACUUUGCUUGUGCCAACAAUGAGAUCCGGGAGGAGCUGGAGGAGACCACCUAUGAGAUUGUCAUAGAAACGGGCAAUGGAGGUGAAACCAGGGAGAAUGUCUGGCUCAUCCUGGAGGGCAGGAAGAACCGAUCGAAAGAGUUCCUUGUGGAAAAUUCUUCCAGACAGCGAGCCUUUAGGAAGGGAACCACAGACACGUUCGAGUUUGACAGCGUCUUCUUGGGGGACAUUGCCUCUGUGUGCGUGGGCCACUUGGCCAGGGAGGAUCGGUUCAUCCCAAAGAGAGAGCUGGUCUGGCAUGUCAAGACCAUCACCAUCACCGAGAUGGAAUAUGGCAAUGUGUAUUUCUUUAACUGUGACUGCCUCAUCCCCCUCAAAAGGAAGAGGAAGUACUUCAAGGUAUUCGAAGUUACCAAGACUACUGAAAGCUUUGCAAGCAAGAUCCAGAGCCUGGUGCCUGUCAAGUAUGAAAUCAUCGUGACAACAGGUUAUGAACUAGGGGCUGGCACUGAUGCCAAUGUCUUUGUGACCAUCUUUGGGUCCAACGGGGACACAGGCAAAAGGGAGCUGAAGCAGAGAAUGCGCAACCUCUUUGAGAGAGGCAGCACGGAUCGCUUCUUCCUGGAGACACUGGAGCUGGGUGACCUGCGAAAGGUGCGGCUGGAGCAUGACAGCAGUGGCUACUACUCAGGCUGGCUGGUGGAGAAGGUGGAGGUCACCAACACUAGCACUGGGGUGGCCACGAUCUUCAACUGUGGCAGGUGGCUGGACAAAUCUCGGGGGGAUGGGCUCACCUGGAGGGACCUCUUCCCUUCUGUCUGA
Messenger RNA from Perognathus longimembris pacificus (Pacific pocket mouse), 6837 nucleotides. RefSeq names its product lipoxygenase homology PLAT domains 1 (gene Loxhd1). The coding region runs from base 1 to 6837 and encodes 2278 amino acids. The record is from RefSeq and is a predicted model, not a curated record. The transcript has 41 exons. Gene Ontology annotation, molecular function: protein binding. Lineage: Eukaryota; Metazoa; Chordata; Mammalia; Rodentia; Heteromyidae.